Molecule: messenger RNA, 1438 nt
Organism: Alosa alosa (allis shad)
Lineage: Eukaryota; Metazoa; Chordata; Actinopteri; Clupeiformes; Clupeidae
Product: polyadenylate-binding protein-interacting protein 2B-like
Exons: 4
Coding region: 195-572 (125 amino acids)
Biological process (GO): negative regulation of translational initiation
Cellular component (GO): cytoplasm
Molecular function (GO): mRNA regulatory element binding translation repressor activity
Source: RefSeq, a predicted model, not a curated record
CAAAUGCGCAGCUGUUUGGACAAAACUGUAAAGAAAAGGGGUACAUUUGCAUCAAUUGUAACAUAUUUCUUUUAUUUUAUUCAUCCUUUUCUUCUUGGUCAUCUGACUGACCAGAAUUGCUGCUUUUGGUCAUUUUCAAGGCUACUGCCUCUGGUUGAAAUCGCUGUUUAUACCUUGAACUUGAGCCAGCUGAGAUGAGUGGGCCAGAGGUCGCCAAGACGCCGGGGGGUGGGGCUCCAGGGAAGGAGGGCAAAGAGCCGGUGGCCAAUGGGCAUUCAGAGGGCGAGUCCAACCCCUUUGCCGAGUACAUGUGGAUGGAGAACGAGGAAGAGUACAAUCGGCAGGUGGAGGAGGAGCUGCUGGAGCAGGAGUUCCUGGAGCGCUGUUUCCAGGAGAUGCUGGACGAGGAGGACCAGGACUGGUUCAUCCCGGCGAGGGACCUCCCGUCGGUGGGCCAGAUCCAGCAGCAGCUCAACGGUCUGUCGGUCAACGACGGCAACCAGGAGGACAUCGUGCGCAAGAGCAGCUUGAACCCCGAGGCGAAGGAGUUUGUCCCGGGAGUGAAAUAUUAGAGGGCCUCCCUCCCACCCUCACACACACACACACACACACAGACAUAAACAGAGACUCUUGUGACCACGGUGACCGUGGCCAUACACACACACACUCACAGAUAAACAUACAUGUAAACAGACACAUACUUGUUUUGAGAAAUGGGGAUGGGGGGGCAGAUGAUGAUGCUAUGGGGGGAAGCCUUGGAUCGGGAGGCUCUGGGUGGGAACCUCGUCUGUAAGCCUUUUUUUCUUCUUUUUUUUUUUUUUUCCUUAAAGUAUCCGUUCAGUAUAUGUUAAAAAAAAAAAACGAAGGGGAACAGUGGCCAACGGAGCUUUUUCUUUUUUUUUUCUUUUUUGUUUUUUGUUUGUUUUGGAGCCACUCUAUCUACAUAAUACUCUGGAGUAGAUCAAUGUUAUUUCACCCACUCUCAAUUAUUUUCCUCUCGCGCUUUUAUGAGUUACGAAAAACAGAACAUUACAAAAAAAGACAGAUCAUGUUAGUCUUUGUGGUAUAGCAGUAUUUGCUCAAUCAGGGUUUCAUGUUCUGCAGUGUUUUUUUUUUUUUGUUGUUGUUGUUUUCCUUUUUUUCUUUUCUUGUCUUCAGGAGAAAGUUGUCAUGUCCGUCUCAAGUAGCCGUGUCCUCUGUUUGGUUUGUUGGCCAGGCGGUUGGGGGCGGGAGAGGAAGGGAAGGGGGUCAGGUGAUUGGAUGUUUGUUUGAACGUGUUUCGUUGGUUGGCCUCUUGAUGUGGGUGGAUUGAUAAGGAAAGGCUUUGGGAAAAUUCCCAUGGAAUCGCAUUUUGAUUUGAGUUGAAAUCCUGACAAAAAAAGUAUGAAAAUUCAUUUCAAAAAAUGAAGAAAAAAAGACAAAUAAAAGUUGAAAAGUG